Molecule: messenger RNA, 1125 nt
Organism: Daldinia decipiens
Lineage: Eukaryota; Fungi; Ascomycota; Sordariomycetes; Xylariales; Hypoxylaceae
Product: acyl-CoA N-acyltransferase
Exons: 3
Coding region: 106-660 (184 amino acids)
Molecular function (GO): acyltransferase activity, transferring groups other than amino-acyl groups
Source: RefSeq, a predicted model, not a curated record
CUUACACUAGACGUGAUCUAACCAUGUCUUAACUUGCACUUCUUAUUGUAUCCGUUCGGAAUCAAGUAGUACGUUACUAUCAGUUACUCUAUACACUUCUAUACGAUGCCAGUUCCUACAGUGAAACUCUUCUCUCGGCAGGAACAUGGCCACCUAUUACCGGCCAUUGCUGCUAUUCAUGCAGCUUGUAUUGUGCAUGACCAGACUAUCGCCACGUUUGUCCCGCCGCUAGAUGACUCAAAAAUUCAGAAGUUCUGGGAGGACAUAGCAAGAGAGACUGAUUUGGGAACACGUUUUAUUUGUAUUUUGCUCAACGAGUCUGAGCCAGGCACCAAGGCCAAGGAGCUUGAGCUUGUAGGAGUUGUUACGCUGAUCAUGCCAUUCAGCGAGACUGGGUCUUUCCGUGGAUUCGUGGAAAAGCUUUUUGUCAGCCCUACUUAUCGAGGGAGAGGUGGAGCUAGAGCUCUGAUGCGCCACCUCGAAGCUGAAGCAUUGAAGAGAGGCAGGACCUUAAUGUUACUAGACACAGAAAUUGGGAGCCAAGCCGAGAAAGUAUAUCCGAAGCUGGGGUAUACGGAGGUGGGCAGGAUCCCUAGAUACGGUAUCAGCCCCGUAGGAGGACUAAAAGACGAGGUGUUCUAUUACAAACAUCUACAAUGAAAAAAUGUUGUACCUAGUUGAUGAGUUACCCCUUUUUCGGGUACUUUAAGAACCUAGGUAAUAUUGUUUCUUGACACUUGCCUAAGCCAGUGCAUCUCACGUUGGGUAGAAUCUAGAGACCCUCGCUAAAGGCAUAGAACGGGAUUCAUAAAGGAGAGCCCUUCAAUGCCGUUGAUGAUCACGAAAGUUAGCUUAAUCGAUACGUCCCUCUAAUGUUAACAAGGGACUAAGCAAGCUUGUCUAAAUAACAUAGUACUUGUAUUUUCGCCAAGCUAUUAUAUUUGACGCUAUGUUCUAUAAAAAGAAUUAUUUGUAAGUAUAAACAUUAAUAUGCAUGACUCAGAGCCUCACCCGAAGAGUCCCGAACCUGACCCGUGAUCAGCCACCAGGAUGCUCAAAUCACUUGACUAUAUGCCGGCUAGGAACGCCCUUCCGCUUUUCUCCUCAAUUUGGAAUCCUACUGCU